AUGCAGGGGGCCGUGGUCUCAAGGGCGGCGCUCGCCGAGAUGACCCACACCCAGGAGUCGGCUUCUCCGCUGCCGUUCGGCCCACCUGCUCUUGCUCAAGGGGCUUGGCGGCAGGCGGCAGUCAGCUCCGACACCGCCGUGCCGGAGACUUCUCAGGUUGCAGUUCGCAAUCGCAACCGGGCGGAGAUGGAGUCCCGGGCGCUCGCCCCCGAAGAUCGUCCACGUGCUCAGCCGGUGGACUACGAUCAGAACGAGGAGGAGGGCACCCGUGGGCACAUGAUCGACGCUGCCAGGGACGAUGCUCGGCAGGAUCGUUCCUUUGCUCGCUCUACGGCAAAGCUCACACCGGCACAGUUCGCCGAGCUGGCCGACUCGUACCACAACCCGGCUGGUCACGCCGCCUCGUCGGCAGCUCAGUCCUCCACGGUCGUGGUCGAAGAGGCCGAGCCGGAGAACCUGCUGGCUCCAUCAGGGGAGCCGACCUCGUUCAGGCCGCACCGCACGCCCCACGAUCGCUCCCGCUCGGGCGCAAAAUUCUCGGAAGGCCGCCAGAGAACAGGUAGCAGUUCUGCACAUGUUUUCAAUGGUGAUGUUCUUUCUUUCUCUCUCUUGCAGGUUGGUCGGGGCGCGGCGGCGACGAUGCUCAUGAUGCUGAUCUUCUUCUCUUCUUUCGCUAAGUUUUGGCUCGGCAGGAUGUUGCGGGAAGCAGCGCCAGCCGAUCGCUGGACAGCGAAGAUCCUUGCUUACCCGUGUUUCGACCAUGGGUUUCGCCAGGCGAUCGUGGCGACUCGGCUUGCGGAGAUCCCAUUCGUCCUUUCGAUGGACGCCGGGACGCCCGAGCAGUUCGCCGCAAUGUCUCUCAACUGGACGGCCAGCUCGGCUAAGUCGGAGCACGACCUCCUGGCUCCAAGGACCCAAAUGCUCGAGCAGUAUUGGGUGUUCGUAAAGGCAGCGGAAUCGCUCUUCGUCGAGUCUCUCGGCUACCAGAUGGGCUUUGUUCGCUGCUCCAAGGUGCCUAGAGAGCGGUCUGCAAAAUCGAUCGCACAUUUUCAGCGAGAGAUGGCCGUUCGUGCCCUGGCUGCACCAGUUCUGGCUCCCUCGGCUAGACCGCGGCUGCCGGCAAGCUCUUCUUCUCCCUCGGCGACUCCACUGCUCGACUUAGAGAACGCCGAGAAGCAGAAAUGGGCUAAGCGCCUGAAGGCGAUCGCCGAUCGGGCCGGCGAACAUGCUCGGCCCGAAGGGGUCCACGAUGCUGAAGGGAUCCUUUCAGAAGAGGAACGUGCUCGCCUUCGGUUGUUGGUUUUCACCUCAGGGGCGCCUUCUACCAUGGCAAACCACAUUCGAAGGUUCGAGAAGUUCGAGCUGUGGGCUCGGCACGUGAUCAACCUCAAGCUCCCUUCCAUCGAGACGGCGGAGCUCAAGGCACUCGAGAAGGAGAUCUUCACGCAGCGAGGGCGGCCGCUGAAGGAAGCGAUCGCUUUCCCGCUCGAGCUGGUCCAAGCGAUGGAGCGCUUUGUCGCCAACGAAGCUCACCCUACCAAGACUGAGAGAAAGCGGCGCGGCACCAAGUUCAUGGUGCCGGACGUUGCCUUCUCGAAAGUGGCUUGGUUCAAGAUCGGAAGUGACUUGUUCGACGCGCAAUUCCCGCUCGUGGAACGCGACUUCUGGAUUCCCGAGCUCGACACAAAGGAUCGCUGGCGCCAGACUCCCCCUGACUACGCUCGUUCUCUCCAGUGGCUCCACCACUUGGUCUGGCUCGCAGGGUCCUCUCUUCCAGCCAAGAUGAUCAAAGAGCUGGUGCAGGAGGUCUCGCGUGAGUUCGUGCCCCUUUGUGCUCAAGAAGAUGACACGAUCGAGGACGCAGAGGACAGAGAUCUUUCCUUGACUGAGUUCUUUGUCAAGGUCGAGCGCGAGUUCGCUACUCCUCCGAAGCGGCCUCGCUCGAGGUCCCCGCCGCCAACGCCCCCGAAGAAUGAGGCCAAGACUCGCAAGAAUCGCGCUCGCCGGCAGAAAGAGAAGGAGUUGCUCAAACAAGCUCGUGCAGAGCGCGAUCGCGCUCGCGACCACGCCAAGCCGAACAAGCCUUCGGUGCCUAAGCUCACAGAGAAGGACAAGGUCGAUCGCGACACGCGGGUCCCAGAGAAGGAAUGGAAGAAGAUCAUGUCCUUCUCUUACACUGGAGCUCGCCGCUGCCCAUGGUUCAACUGCUCGCUCGGCUGUCGUUUCGGCGACCAGUGCAAGAACAAGCAUAUCUGCGUGCAGUGCGGGGGUGAUCCGGACACAAUCCGCGAGCUCGGGCCCUGGUGCCUGGAGAUCUUUGCCGGGUCUGCUGGUCUCACUGCGGCCUGGAAGCGUCACGGUCUUAAGACCUUGCCGCCGAUCGACAAGUGCACAUCUGAGCUCGUUCUCGAGGCGAUCGACUUGUUGGACGCACAGGUCUUUGAAUGGCUGCUCUUGCUGUGCCGUAUGGGGGCGAUCGUCUAUCUGCACUUGGGCGUUCCCUGCGCCACGUUCAGUGUGGCUCGGGAUCGGCCCGGAGGACCUCCUCCCCUGCGAUCGCAAGCGUUGCCACUUGGCCUCAGCGUUCUCAAGCGGCACCAUCAGGCGCAGCUCUUCGAAGCCAAUGAGCUCUUGUACCGAUCUCUUCUUCUUUUCGAGGCUGUGAUCCAAGCAGGUGGAGAUGCUUCGAUCGAGAACCCCAGGGAUAGUCUGAUCUGGCAGGUCCCUCAGGUUCAGCAGCUCAAAGUUCGUCUUCACCUCUACAACGUCGAUUUCGAUCAGUGCGAGUAUGGAUCGCCUCACCGGAAGCCUACUCGGCUCUUGGUCAGUCAUGCUGCUCUUCUUGCUCUUGCACGUGCCUGCUCAGGUGAACACGUUCAUGUGCCUCUUCGCGGCCUCACCAGGUCGGACACCGGCAAGAAGAUCUUCAAGACUAAGGCGGCUCAGGUCUACCCCUCGGAGCUCUGCGCUGCCUGGGCGAUCGCCGUGACUGCAAUCGUUCAGAGGUCGGCCCAGCAGUUCGCCGCCUCCUUUGCUCUCACGGCUCCGUCAGCAGAACGCAAGCGAUCUUUGGGAUCUCAGAUCUCUUGGAAAGGCCAUCGCCAAGCCGCUGCCGCUCGGCUGGCGGCGGCAGGUGGCUAUCAGCUCAAACGUGGUGCCGCCAAGCCGUUGCUCGACGUGGAGUGUGAGCCAGGUCAAGCCAUCCAAUGGUCUCUUCAGGUCCGGCAUCCGUUUACUGUUCAGCCAGCGCUCCCCGACAAGAUCGUCGACAACAUCAAGUUCAUUGUCUCCUCUCCACAGGCGCUCGUGGCUCGCCGUUCUGAGCGCCUUCAAUUUUGGCAGCAGCGCGCGCUCGCGCUGCUUCCGGAGACCGAUCGCAUUUUGCGCUCUAUUGCCGACGCUCCUCUUCGUCGGCUUCUUCGGGGUGCUCCGGAUUAUGCUGAUCUGCAGCUGGGCUCUUGCACGCAUGUGGCGCUCUACGACGAGCUCUUCGCAUCCAUUGGCUGCGCAGAUCAUGAAAUUCUCCAAGGCAUUCGCGGCGGCUUCCCGAUCGUCGGCGAAAUCCAGCGUUCGGGUGGGGAGGUUGCUCGGAUUUCGAACGAAGGGAAUUUGUUCGAGAUGCUCUCGCGUCUGGUGUCCCGGGAAGGGUUCGCCGGUAGCCUCAACAGGUCACUCAAAAUGAAUUCGACCACCAACUUCGGCUGCCCUGCCGGAGCUGCCAACAUCUUCGCCUGUGUUGAGACAGCACCUUUCGACAAGCGGGACCGAAGCUACGACGACAGAGAUGCAGACCGUCCCGUGGACGUGACAGCCGUGACCGACGAAGCGACCGACGCGAUGACCGUGGGUCUCGCUACGACCGUGAUCGCAGCCCUCGACGGGCCUUCGGACCAGGUGGAAGGCCCAGCGGCAACUGGGGCGGAGUGCCUUGACCAAUCAUGGCCACUGGUGGGAGGUGGUGGCGGCAUGGUGGGUCUUGCGCGUGGCAUGGCAUGUGUGGAAUCGCAUGGUGUGGAUGGUGUGGGUUUGGCUGGUGCCGGAAGGUCCUGGAUGUUUGCGGUCGCUUAA
Molecule: messenger RNA, 4068 nt
Organism: Symbiodinium sp. CCMP2592
Lineage: Eukaryota; Dinophyceae; Suessiales; Symbiodiniaceae
Source: the annotation of a GenBank genome assembly